Molecule: messenger RNA, 1350 nt
Organism: Lindgomyces ingoldianus
Lineage: Eukaryota; Fungi; Ascomycota; Dothideomycetes; Pleosporales; Lindgomycetaceae
Exons: 10
Coding region: 1-1350 (449 amino acids)
Source: RefSeq, a predicted model, not a curated record
AUGAAACUAGUGAGACAGUUCCAUUAUCCCUCUGGUGACUGUAACUUCUCUUGCCAAAAAUUCAUUCAAACCCGUGCUGGGAUUUUUCUACCUAGAGAAACGUCCCGGUCAGAUAUCUCUUCCCGGAAAGGCGUCCCAGCCAGAUUUGUCUCCCCGGCGAGGCGUCCCCGCAUUUUUCUCCCGGGAGAAACGUCCCAUCAGAUUAAUUGCCCCGGAGAGGCGUCCCCGGAUUUGUCACCCGGGAGAACCAUCCCAGUCAGGUUUCUCUUCCCGGAGAGGCAUCCCGGUCAGAUUUGUCUCCCCGGCGAGGCGUCCCCGCAUUUUUCUCCCGGGAGAAACGUCCCAGUCAAAUUUCUCUUCCCGGAGAGGCUUCCUAGUCAGAUCUGUCUCCCCGGAGAGGUGUCCUCACAAGUUUUAUUUUUAGUGAUUACAAGCAGGCAGAAUGCCUAUACUCGCGUACCAAAUACCUAUUACACCGUGAUUAAGCUCAGCAGGAAACCUUUCUCUUCAGUUCUUAUGGGAUCUUUCACUCGCUCCCAUCUCUAUAUAUUCAUUCAGCUCAUCUACCUCCUCCUCAAGCAAGGACGUAUUUGUUCGUUCGUAUUGGAUUCACUCGCCGAUUCGUCCGAUAGUUCAAGGAAUGUGGAGCAUUUGGCUACAGCUUGGAUUCUUGGCAUCUGUCUUGCUUUUGGCUGUUUGUGUCGCACGUGUCUCACGCGAUAUCAUACCCAUCUCAGAGCUCUAUCAAGCUCCUUAGACCUUACAAUACACUCAUUCCACCUUGUUUGGAUCUCGCUCCCUUGUCGAGUCGUUUGCCAUAUGUCCCCUCCUCAGCUCAUGCAAGAGUUUGCUCUUAUAACCUUUCAGGAUUACACACUUGGAAAACGGCCCUCUUCCCCUUUUGCAGUCCAGGCAAGCCAGUACACCAUCUCUUACUUGUCCGCGACUAUACGCCAAAGCAGCUUCGCAAUUCUAGGGCGGAAACAAGUUGAUCUGAUCACGACCCUGGCGCAAUUUGACGCCGCAAUUCGCUUAGAGGAGGGCCUGCUCUGCCCAUUGCAAUGGUGUUUUGGGUCUAUAGGACUCCUGGUCCUCGGUUAUGAUGUCGAGGUCAAUGUACAUUGUAAGAAGUUCACUGUGGUUCAGUUUUGUGGUUCCAGUUUUGGGAACCCAGCAGAAAUAGACGGUAACCUGCUACCCCAGUUAGUACCUUCGAUCAAAGCCGCCCUGCACGUCCUACAUAAUCAUCGUCGCAUGUAUCCCUUAAGUGAUCCCAAAUGCCAAGCUUGUGGUUUUCGGGCCCGUGGCUGUGCCAACAGCAAGGCAAACCCCGCAUUGGUCCGGGACUAG